AUGAACUCCUCAGCAAAGCAGAUGUGGCUAUCCUGCCUCCUAGCGUGUACAGCUAUAAGUGCAGUAUUUGCAGCAAACGAAUAUCUUCCACCGAAUAAAGGCUACACGUACAACACACCGAAGAUUCCUUUCCCACCCAAUACUCCUAGGCCAACGCCGACGUAUAGACCAACGCGUCCUACAUACGUGCCUCCACCUACAGCUCCAGGCCCUACUCCUACGCAUCACGACAACCAUGACCAUGACCACGAGCAUGACGAACACCAUCACCACCACGAACCGGGAAUGCCUUUCGACUUCGCUUAUGCUGUAAACGAAGACGGCAACGAUUACAGCCAUAACGCCAAAUCUGAUGGUGAUGUGACCCGUGGGGAGUAUAGGAUCGCGCUGCCCGAUGGUAGGACCCAGAUCGUCAAAUAUACAGCCGAUUGGAAAAAUGGAUUUAAUGCUGAGGUUACCUACGAAGGUGAAGCCAGAUAUCCCGACCAGCCCAACGGAGGCUACCCCUCACCCGGACCAGGCCAGCCUUACGUUCCACCAAGUCAAGGAUACCAAUAU
Brenthis ino (lesser marbled fritillary) is the source of this 558-nucleotide messenger RNA. The record is from the annotation of a GenBank genome assembly. NCBI's taxonomy places the organism in Eukaryota, Metazoa, Arthropoda, Insecta, Lepidoptera, Nymphalidae.